GAGAAACUGUGGACAACUUCUGCUGAUGGGUCAGUUGAGCUCCGGAUUGAUCCAUCCUGUCCACAGCCUCCUAUGACUGUGCAUCAGAUGUUUCUGGAGUGUGUUGAUAAAUAUGGUGAUAUGAUUGCCCUUUCCAGUAAGAAGAAUGGUGUUUGGGAGCAUAAAACCUUUUUGGAGUAUUACAAACUCUGUCGACAGGCUGCCAAAAGUUUCUUAAAGCUUGGCUUGCAACAAUUUCAUAGUGUUGGAGUCCUUGGCUUCAAUGCUCCAGAAUGGUUUAUUUCUGCAGUAGGAACAGUGUUUGCUGGGGGAAUUACGACCGGAAUUUAUACGACCAAUUCACCUGAGUCAUGCCACUAUGUUGCAAGUGAUUGCAGAGCAAAUGUUAUUGUGGUUGAAAAUCAAAAACAGCUGGAAAAAAUCCUGCAGAUAUGGGAUAAAUUACCGGAGCUCAAAGCUGUUGUACAGUAUAAAGGCAUUUUGCAGGUUAAACACUCAGAUCUAUAUACGUGGGAUGAGUUCCUAGAACUGGGGAAGGAUAUCAGUGAGGAGCAUCUGGAUGACAUCAUAAAUUCACAGAAGCCCAAUCAAUGCUGUGUCCUUAUCUACACAUCGGGAACCACUGGAAACCCAAAAGGAGUCAUGCUGAGUCAUGAUAAUAUCACCUGGACAGCUGCCCAUGCAAGUCGUGCUGGAGAUAUGCAACCUGCAGAAGUUCAGCAAGAGUCUAUAGUCAGCUACCUUCCUCUCAGUCACAUUGCUGCACAGAUUUAUGACUUGUGGACUGGCAUCAAGUGGGGAGAACAUGUCUAUUUUGCAAAUCCAGAUGCCCUCAAGGGGACACUGGUGGAUACACUAAGGGAGAUACAGCCUACAUCACACAUGGGGGUCCCAAGAGUAUGGGAGAAAAUUAUGGAGCAUAUUAAAGAGGUGACGGCGCAAACAAGUGCAAUGAAGAGAAAAAUGCUAUCUUGGGCUAUGUCAGUGAACCUGGAAAGGAACCUGAGUCUUCCUAGUGGUGAACUGAAGCUGUUCCUUCCAUCUCUGGCUGAUUACCUGGUCCUCUCCAAAAUUCGCAAGAUGCUGGGAUUUUCGCACUGCCAGAAACACUUCUCAGGUGCAGCUCCUAUCUCUAAGGAAACUCUGGAAUUCUUCCUUGGCCUUAAUAUUACACUUUAUGAAGCCUAUGGUAUGAGUGAGACAUCAGGACCUCACUUCAUGUCCAGCCCAUAUACUCAUCGCUUCCAGUGCUGUGGCAAGGCUGUGCCUGGAUGUCAAAUGAAAAUAGUUAAGAAGGACUCGGAUGGAAAUGGAGAAAUCUGUUUUUGGGGCCGGACAGUCUUCAUGGGUUAUAUGAACAUGGAAGAAAAAACUAAAGAGGUUUUUGAUGAGGAUGGCUGGUUACAUUCAGGAGACAUUGGCAAAAUGGACACUGAUGGCUUUCUGCAGGUGACAGGCAGAAUCAAAGAGCUUAUCAUCACGGCUGGUGGUGAGAAUGUACCACCCAUCCCUAUAGAAGAUGCCAUUAAGAGACACUUAGCAAUUGUGAGCAAUGCAGUGCUCAUUGGCGACAGGCGGAAAUUCCUGUCCAUGCUUCUUUCUCUGAAGUGCACAGUUGACCCAGAAAGCAUGGACCCCGCUGAUAAUCUGACCCAGGAAGCAAUCCAGUUUUGUAAUGACGCUGGCAGUAAGUCCACAACUGUGUCUGAGAUUGUGGGACAGAAGGACCAGGCUGUAUACAAAGCAAUUCAGGAAGGCAUAGACAAGGUCAAUAGUGAAGCAGCUUCAAAUGCCCAGCGUAUUCAGAAAUGGGCAAUCCUGCUCAAGGAUUUUUCAAUAACAGGAGGUGAAAUGGGGCCAACAAUGAAAAUAAAACGGCAUGCCAUUCUGGAAAAGUACAAAGAUAUGGUAGAGACUUUUUACUCAGGGUAAAACAAAAUACGUAGUGCCACCAACACUUUGAAAUAGUCCCUUCAAGUUCAGGUGUGGAGAUUAAUGUCCAUUGUCUUGACUCAAAGAUCAAUAAUGAUAAUCAAUCGUGAGGUUCCUGAGCUAUGACUGGUAGGUGGAAAUGUGUUAGAACAUAACCCUUCUCCAUUAAAAUGUCCAUAGUAAAUAAUGGGGAACAUUUACUAGAUUACAUCAUAUACAAUCCUCCUACACUGUAUCUUUGCCUAACUACUGUGCUUUGAUUAUAGGGGGAUACAUGGUCCUGACUCAGGAAUCACUGUCCUUUGUAUUGUUGUA
Nanorana parkeri is the source of this 2247-nucleotide messenger RNA. It is a transcript of the gene ACSBG1, whose product is annotated as acyl-CoA synthetase bubblegum family member 1. The record is from RefSeq and is a predicted model, not a curated record. Bases 73 to 1932 code for a protein of 619 amino acids. Gene Ontology annotation, cellular component: endoplasmic reticulum; membrane. The transcript is spliced from 12 exons. Gene Ontology annotation, molecular function: long-chain fatty acid-CoA ligase activity. NCBI's taxonomy places the organism in Eukaryota, Metazoa, Chordata, Amphibia, Anura, Dicroglossidae.